AUGGCUUCCGGUGGCGCGUCACUGGCCUUGGCCGCGCUCCUCCUCGUGAGCUGCGCCUCAGCAGCGGCGGCGACCAAGUACACCAUCGGGGACGAGUCCGGCUGGACGACCACCGGCGAUUACGCCACCUGGGCCAGCGGCAAGAAGUUCAAAAUCGGCGACACUCUCGCAAAGGCGCUCAGCAGCGACAGCGCCGGCAGCACGACCGUGACGCUCAAGACCGCCGGCAAGCACUACUUCAUCUGCGGCGUCGCGGGCCACUGCAGCAGCGGCAUGAAGCUCGUCGUGGACGUGGCCAAGGCCGUGGCCUCCCCGGCGCUGGCGCCGGCCCCGGCCGCGUCCGCGGACACCACCCCAGACGCCCCCGACACCACGCCGUCGACGAAGACCCCCUCGAGCUCCGGCAGCGUCACGCCCAAGAGCCCGGUCACGACGGCCCUCUCGCCGCCGGACAAGAAGUCCACCUCCGGCGCAUCCGGGCUCAGCGCCGCGGCGUGGGCCGGCUUGGGCCUUGCUGGGCUCGUGGCCGUGCACCUCGGCGCGUUCUAG
Miscanthus lutarioriparius is the source of this 549-nucleotide messenger RNA. Lineage: Eukaryota; Viridiplantae; Streptophyta; Magnoliopsida; Poales; Poaceae. The record is from the annotation of a GenBank genome assembly.